GGUGAUUAGACCAGAAGAGAUAGAGUAGUAACAGUAGUUGGCCAUGUCAGAGUGUCAGUGUAACCGAGGUGGUCUGGUGAUUCAUUCAGCAGCUCAUCGAUUUACCACCCAUUUUUAGGAUUAAUGUCAUAGUGCAAAAUGUCUGAAAAACCACUUCGUAACGGCCAGCGCGUCGAAGUCAUUGGCAAAGAUACGCUGGGGACCAUUGCUUAUGUGGGCGGCACACAUUUCUCUCAGGGCAAGUGGAUUGGUGUGGUCCUGGACGAGAAGAAGGGCAAGAACAAUGGGUCGGUGCAGGGCAAAUCAUACUUCCAGUGUGAAGACGGAUACGGCAUAUUCGUACGUCAGAGUCAGCUGUUAGUUCUGGACGACGAAAACGGAGAGGACGGCUCAUCGGCCACCACGGCGUCCAACUCCUCUACAGCGACUACCCCAGCGAGUGAUAAACCCAAGACCAGUGUGCAGCGGCUGGAGAGAAGACCCUCCAGGUUUGGGGGUCACCAAAGCAUGAAGCGGAGGGUUGAGCCGACGAGGUUACCAAUGCUUGGUAAAUUGCAGCAGCCCCGAGUGUAUGGUUCAGCCACCCCUACCACCCCAGCCUCCUCCAACCUCCCUAGGACUCCCUCCCUCUCCAGUGUGUCAUCUUCUCCCUGUUUCUCACCCCUCUUUAAGACUCCUUCACAGACCUCACUUAAAUCUUCCAAGACUGACAUAAGUAAGCUUGGCAGCUCUAAGUCAGACUUGACAAAGUCAGAGUCCUUGAGUAAUGUUUUGAGGGCCUCACCCAAACUUGAUUUGUCAAGAGUGUUAUCCAAGAUAGAUUGUGGAGACAAGUCAUUAUUAAAAAGGCCACCCUCGGUCAACUCCAUUGACUCCAUGGAUGGUGGCACACUCAGCCCCCGAAGCUCCUCCUCCAGGACCACCCCUUUCCGUAAGCCCAUUGCACCCACCCCCUUGAAGGCCAACAACUCCCGGAAGAAUGAACUACAGGCCAAGUUGCCAAUAGGGAGUGCAGGUAAAGGAGGCGGCCGUGACGACAGGACUCCCAGCAAAGAGUCGUCUCCACGGGCUGACAUGAAGAAACCUUCAGCCUUUGUUGAGGCCAGGCCAAGUCCUCGUUCUGGCCGUGGGUCGAGCGGAGGUGGCACAAGGGGCGGGACAAUGGACCGCUCAGGGUCACAAGUCAACCACCCCAGCCCCCGCACCCCCGCCUCGGCUACCGGGCCGGGGGAAGCUGGGGGCACGCCAGUCAGGGGGCCGACGGUCGAAGGCUGUGACAUUGCCUGUCAGACCGAACAAACGGGCUUUGUGGAGACGUUAACGCCGCAGUACACCCCCGGGGCGCCAUCGAGUGCCAUGCAAACCCUGGAGGAUAGGGUGGUGGCACUCCAAAACCAGCAGGAGAUGGAGAACCUCAGAGGGGAGAUACACGACCUGAACGAGAAAUUGGAGACGUUGAGAGUGAAGCGAGCUCAAGACAAGGAGAAGCUGAAGGAAGCGGAGAAGAUGAAGCUGCAAUACGAACAGCUGGUGGAAUUCAAGUCUCGUAUCAUGGAGUCCCAGGCUCAGCUACAGCGAGAGAUCCAGAAAGCAAAGGCGGAAGCUCGGGAAGCCCUGGAAACCAGAGAUCGCCACAUGGAAGACACCGAGGAGUUGUCUGAGAAUGUGGAGAUGUUGACCCUUGAUAAGGAAAUGGCAGAAGAAAAGGCAGAGACUCUACAGCUGGAACUGGAUCAGGCGGGAGAAAGGAUUGAAGAGCUGACGCUUGAUUUGGAGAUUCUUCGUGCAGAGAUGAGUGGAACUGCACCAAUUGGUGAAUCUGGGGUCUCCUCCCUUCAGGUCAAGCAGCUCGAGCAACAGAAUAGCCGUCUUCGGGAAACCCUUGUUAAAAUGCGCGACUUAUCUGCACAUGACAAACAUGAACUGCAAAAGAUUCAGAAGGACAUGGAGACAAAGAAGACUGAAAUAACAGACCUCUCACGUGCCAAGGAGAAAUUGGCCUCACAGACGGCCCAGCUGGAGCAGACUAUCUCGGAUCUUCAGGAGCAGGUUGAUGCUGCCCUGGGAGCAGAAGAGAUGGUGGAGAUGCUGACUGACCGCAACUUGAACCUAGAGGAGAAGGUGGCAGAGCUGUUGGAGACCGUGUUGGACCUGGAGGCCAUCAACGACAUGAACGACCAGCUCCAGGAGAACGCCCGGGAACUGGAGCUUGAGCUGAGGGAAGAGCUGGACAUGGCCAAUAGUAAAAUAAGAGAGGUUUUGAGGGAACGAGAGGCUGCCAACGAAGUGAUUGUUGACCAGGACACAACCAUCAAAAAGUUCCGAGAAUUGGUACAGAAACAGCAGGAGCAGAACAUAGAUUUACGUCAUUCUCUGGAGAAGGAGACCAACAAGCCCAUUGGUACACCGUCAGAGAUUAUUGACUUCAAGAAAAUGUUUACGGAGACCAAGGCUCACAGCAAGGCAAUUGACAUGGAGCUGCGGCGUCUUGAGGUGGCUCAGGCAAACCAGCACGUCUCAUACCUAACCCAGUACAUGCCUGACAACUUCAUGACUCGUGGAGGUGACCACGAUGCAGUGUUGGUGCUGUUGCUCGUGGCCAGGAUGAUAUGGAAGGCGGAAAUUGUGGUGGGUGGUGUGCGAGACAAGUACUCGUCACCUGAGGUUAUUGACCGCAAAUCUGUGCUCAAGACUCAUUCAGUGGAGCAGUAUGCCUUCUCUUCCCGCCUCUUACAGCUCCUCUACACACUUCAGACACUCCUUCAUCAGUACCAACAUGUGCUUGGGACGUGUAAUGUGGAUAUAUUCCUCAAGUUAGGAACGCUGUACCCGGAUAUGGCCUCUCACGAACGCAACGUGGACUUCUACGUUGAUCUCCUCAGGAAGGAUCAGUUGGACGAGAACAUACCCACAGAAGCUCUGGAGAAGACCGUCUCGUAUUUCUCGUCCGUGUACCCAGCUCACCUUUCCUCAGAGAAGAUGGACCAGACCCUCUACCUCAGCGACACAGCAAGAGUGUUGUCGUCUGCCACUGAUGCCACCUCCACCUACAGUGCCACCAUCACCACAAUGUUACAUCCUCAACAUGAAACUUGUGAAGUAGCAUUGUUGUGCAAGGACGUGAAUGGGGCCAGUAAAGAGAUCCAGGGAGCCGUGCGUAGGAUCCGCAGACGCAUGCCUCAGGAUGGUUCUGUAGGACCUCUCAGCUACCCCCAGGAAGUUCAGGAUGCUCUUACCACAGCCAUCACACACAUGAACAACUCUGCCAGGGCCUUGAAUCACGUGACAAAGGCUUGCUUGCAACAGGCAUCUUUGUUAUCAGAUUCUGAGAAUGGCAUCACUGGUGACAAGCUUAAGGAGCUGACACACCAGGCCACAGACCUUAUCUAUGGUGGAGAAGACCUGGGUCCUGAGUCCAUCAGAUUGUCACUCCAACGCACCCAGAAUGAGAUAUGCCGCAUUGCUAAUGUCCUGGAAAAGGGAGAGUAUGACUUUGAUGGCACAAUGGAAGAGAGGUCAGUUCCACCAGUAACUCUGAGGGCCCAAGCUCGCAAGAAUGAGAUGAAGGACACAGAACACAUCAAGUAUAAGCUGGAAAACAAGGAGCAGGAUAUUAAGGACCUCAAGCUGACCCUCAAGCAGAAGAAUGAAGAGUUUAGUGAGAUGACCGUGAGACGAGACCUUGCAGAGAAGAAGCUCUCCACGGCGACCAGAGAUGCCGACAUAACCAUAGAAAAACUGCAGAGGAAACUUGAUGAUACUCUGAUGAUGCUGCGACGCAAAGAAAAGGAGUACGAUGAAACGAUGGACCACCUCCAGAGUGACAUUGAGAGCUUAGAAUCUGAGAAGGGAGAACUGCGAGAAAAACUCAAGGCUCUCAACAAGAAGACCCUGUAUGAGGCGCUGUCUAAGUCCUCACCCUUAACUGGUGGCGUGUCACCCUCAUCCCCCACGACGCCUUCUGGAGGAGUGGCACCAGCAGUGGGAGGAGGUAUGGUGAGGGAUUCCCCCAUGUUACUGCAACAGAUUUCAGACCUAAGAACAGCCCUCAACCAUGCCACUGCUGCCAGCCAUUAUGUUACAGCACAUCACAUGCAGCACCAGUUGGCUUCUCUGAGACCCAUCAAGGUACAGAAAUUAGGUCUUGUUGGUGAAGAGAAGCGAGAUGUUAGUAAGGACGAUUCAGAUGGCAAAGGAACAAUAAAUCACAUUAAUCACUUGAAGAGACGGGCAUCACACCUGCAGAAGGAAGUGAAUGCCAUGAUGACUGGUGUGAAGGUGGUGGAUCUGAGCAAGCGGCAGCCAGCUACCCAGCCCGCUACCGACUCUGCCUCUCCCGCAUACCACCUCAUCAACCAUAACAACAAACUUAACCGUCUACGUUCAGAGUUUGCCACUCUCCAGGAUGAGAUCACCCGGACGUUGGCCAUCAGUAAACCCGGAGGAAGCAUCACCACGGCCUUUUCCUCUUUCCCAUCUCCUCAGCUCACUAAGGUGUUGGCUGAGCAGGACCUGGUGCAGAUUGGGUGUGUCAAGGUGCCGGGCUCAGUCAGCAAUUCAGUAUCUAGUGAAUCCAUACAAGUGGUUCUCCAGCCUGACAACCUCAGAACCCUUCACCUCCGCCUCCUGAAGUAGAUACAGUAUUUGGGUCUGUGAUACUCACCCUUUACAACUGAUCCAAGUACAGUAUGAUCAUCGUGGAACCAUUACUCCCUGCUUCCAUCAUCACUCCUUGGUAUACAAGGUGGAAAUAUAUUUGUGAUAUAAAAAAUGUGUAGUGUAAAUAUACUGAUAACUUAUUUUGCUUACUCAUUAAGAAAGGGGAUUUGUAGACUUUACGCAUCAAGUUUUUCAUUGACUCUUGAGCCUUGUAUUGUACAUUUAACCCAAGAAUAAGUUUUUUUUAUAUAAUUUUUUCGGAUCAUUACCUAUUUUUGUUGUACACAAGAGGUAACCAUUCUUUAUAAAAAAAAAUUAUUACCGAGAUUGUGAUCAUAAUUUAUGGUAGUUAAGUCACUGAGUUUGAAAUGAACUUUGGAGCUAAGCCUUGGUAAUAAUGAUAAGCCUGUUCUCAUAUUUGUUACUGUACUUUGGUAGGGAUAAUCAGGUUAAACAAAUGUUGUAGGUCAAUCUCAAAGAUAAGAGGAUUACUGAUAUAAUAUUUAUAAUUUUAUAAUUAUUAUGUGUGAUAAGCUUUGCAUAGAUUUUCACCAAUUAUUGAUAGCAUAAAGUGUCGGUAAACCUUGACACUGCAGUGUACUGCUUUCUCUGUUUUAUUUAUCUGUACUGUAUGUUCUUAAGCUCCUUACUGGUGAUGCCUCACUUGGUUAGGAAGACAGGUGUACAAUAUUUUGUAAAGGUCGUGUCAUGUGCUGUAGUGAAUCAAAUUCAUCUCAGUCCAACAUUAUCUCGGAUGUAAUGUGCAGAGGUUGUUAAAGUGGACAUGUUAAUUGUCUUUAGUUAAACUUGUCAUUAACACAGUAGUGACAAUAAUUAUAAAUUCUUUUCAAGAGAGAGCAGGACUAGGGGGCCCUGUAAUGGUGCACACUCAUCACCUGUGUGUCUUUGGGUUUUGUGAAGGUUCACUUUAAAAUAUUUGAUUGUGAGAACUAAAGGUUUUUAUAUUAAUAAAUAAAUGCAGUUUGAAACAUUAACUGGGUUUAAAAUAAUUUGAAUUUAUGAAGUUUAAUGUGAACCUUUGUUAGGAAGCAUCACUGUUGCUCCAUCUGGCACUGACCAAGUGUGUGUCCUGGAAGGUGUUACCAGUAGCAUAUCAAGAGCCAGGUCUUACAUCUUUAUCCAGUAAUCUGUUUUCAGUAUUAUGUAACUGAUGAUUCAUUUAGGAUUAACACUCAUUAAUUUAAACUUUAUGGAAUACCUCAACACAAUUGGUUAAAGCAUUGGCAGAGAAUAUACUGGUACAGUACUUACCAUGGUUACUGUAACACAAAAAUAACAGUUAACAUCAGUAGCCCCAUUACCUGUUCUUUGUUCAGAAGUAAGAUCACCUAAUUAUCUAGUGUUGUGAAAAUUGGACAUCAUAUUAAAAUACACCUGGUAAGGCAGCUAGGAGGAGUAUAAUAUGAAAGUGAAUGAGGGAGAAUCAGUGUUGCUUUUGACUCCAACUGCUCUACAGAAUAGUAGGAAGGGGUUGCAAAAAGUGAAGAAAAAAUUCCCAACCUAUUUACUUAUAAAAACCCGAAUGGUUCCUAAAUGUUGAGAGGGGGGAAAGGGAUACACCUAUCAUGUCUCACCGGUUCUGUUACAUGGUUGUCAUGGGUUAACUCAUAAUGCCUUCCGAGUGGCCAAGUUAGCCAAGCUCUUCGAGUGGCCAGUUAGUCAAGUCUCGAAGGCAUCUUGUCAGUGAGUAUAUACAAAAGGCCUCUACCUUGGCCUGCUGUGGCAGCCAUAAAUGCAGUGAUGGCAAGACAAAAUGAGUUGGUUGUGGUACAGUACCUGUGCAGGACAAUAAGACCCUCGUCGUUGACGCGAUGAGUAUAAUUCGGACAAAACCUGUUGAAUACAGUUCACAUAUAACAACUGCUGAUACAUAAAGAGAUUGAAUAAUAUGAUCAAUAUACAGUACAUAACCUGUUAAAUAUAACUUACAUGUAACAACUGCUGGUACAUCAAGAGAGACAGUUUGAAUAAUAUGAUCAAUAUACAGCACAUAAAUACACUUAUUAAAGUUAGAGUUCUCAGAAGAUUCAACAGAUCACACUUACGUUUUCGGGUCGUGGGUUAGACAAACGAGAACAAAUAUAAUGUCCUGCAGGAAGAUGUUGGCUGUCGAGAAUCAAGAUGUUGCCUCUACAGUAGAAGGCGAUAGUCUGCCCCUCAGGCGAUCACGCAGCUGCUACCAGCUCCAACUCGCUUAGUAAGCUAUUCCGAGUUGUAAACCGUCUCUUCACAUAACAUGUGGCUGGCACGCACAAUUGUGAGUGGCGAUAACAGUACCCUUUUAAGUUUAUUAUUUCACCAUUCUUAAAACUGUAAUGACAUUUAGUUCCAUAUAACAAGUGCAUUAUAUUGAUGAUCGAGUAGCCUCUGUUUGAUGGAACAGGACAGGGCGAGGUUCUAAUCUUCUCUGGAUAAAUUUUGUAGUUCACAAAAAAAAACAUACCCAGUACAUAUUAAGUUUGAAAUAAGAGGGCAUUACUCGUAAUGACUAAAAGGUACAUUACAGUAUAUGAAAAUAGGAUGAGUGAGAAGAAAACAUAAAAGAUUACUGGAUAAUACUGUAGUUUUAUGUAAGAGGCCACAACUAUAUCCUCCAUUUAUCAAAGCAAGAUUGUUGGGUGGAAAGUCUCUUUAAAGUAACUGUUACUGUACCCUCUUAUAGCUUGUGGUUUUUGAGAUUGAGAACAACUCUGAUUUGACUUUGAUGUUUCAUCAAAUUCCAGGAGUAACUUGACAUGCUAGCAGCAACUCAGAUGCUUUAUGCACCACCAAUUUUAUUCUCUAGUUUUACAUUAAUAUUAUAUUUAAUAUAAGGUGUGACUGUUUUUGUUAAGUGUGCAGAACUUUUAACUUAAGACUUUUAUCAACCAGAACCGUACCCAUGUGCUUAUCAAUUUUAACAAAAAGAAUAAAUUUAUAAAAAUUUUAUAGUUACAGUAGGUAGUUAAAUUUUACUUUUAAACCAAAAAGUGGAUAAUUAUGAAGAAUAAGUACAAAAUCAGUUAAAUGUCACAUUAUGGAAACAAUUUGAAGGUGAAGGUGAACUGAAAUCUUAUUGUUUGCAUACAAGAAUUAUAUUAAUUUCUCUUGGAAUAAAAAAAUUCACUUUUACAUAUAAAGUUACAGUACAGUAUUCUGAACUUGUUAAAUUAGUUAUGGAGAGAGUAAGGAAGUAUUCAUUUAUGCUGUAAUAUGUUUUAGUAUUUCAGUUGCUAAUUCCAGGGCACGUGGUCUACAUUAAAGCUACGGUCACACUAGAGUUUUCCGUGCAAUAAAUCCACAAAAGCAUUUCAUCCACAGGCAAUAAGUCAAUGGUACGCUCCGCACACCGACAAAAGGAAACGUUGGCCAGGCGCCCAGCUCAUGCGGCUAGUUUGAGCACAGUUGGAGAGCAGGAUGGCUUCAUUUUUUGUUUCUAUGGUAACUGCUUUAGUGGGAUGUGUGGUCCUGUUAAAGUAGACCAAGAUGAAAGAAGCAAAGAUUGUAGUGUCCAGGCAAUGUUUGUUUACAAAAGUGAUGCACGUAAUGUACUCUAAGAGUCAAAUGAAAUUCCUGUUGUACGAUGUAUUCUUCUUUGCUUGUUUUGUUAUCGAAAUACACUGUAUAUUUUUGUACAUUUUAACAUUAAUACGAAAAAAUAAGAACGGUAUAAAUUUAAUUAAAACAAUAGACUAUAGUAAAUGUCAACCUACCAUACUGUGGAUUUUCAGAUGCUCCGUAUCGUCCUACUUCGACAACAAAGAAGUUGUUGCUGUAGACAACUUGAGUUCUCGUGAAAAAUCAACGCUAAGUUGGAUUUAUUCUGGGUAGAAACUUGUGACCACAGCUUAAGCUGUUGAAAUUUAAAUUAAUUUUAGAAUGGGUUUUCUUUAAGCCAACCAGCACACAGUCCCUGCCUGAUCUUGAUAUAUUCUCAUUAAUAGUGCCCGGUUAUAAUGAAGUUUACACUGAAAAUUAAUUUAAUUUGGUUUCCAUUUACUGUAUUAUUUUGUGUAGUGGAGGUUACGAUGCUGUAAAGGAAACAUGUGAGUUGACAACUUACAUUAAACUCAAGGGAGAGGCAGGGCUAACAGGCUGUAUCUUAUUAUUGUGUGCACCAAGGCGGGCAACAUAACUUACGUCAGAUGUAGACCUAAACUUAGCUAAACCUUUUCACAUUAUUGGAAGCAUCCACCAUGCUGUGUUUUUUAAUUAUUGCAGGAGGCAGAUAGUCAAAGGCAUGUUGUUGUCUAAUUGCCAAACAGCUUACUCAGAAGAUGACAGAAAGCAAAGUUUAAAGUAAAGGCCAGUUUUAGGUGAGAAUACACUCCAUGGUAAACAGUUCCCUUUUGGCUGAUGAUAACUCCUUAGUGGUGUUGAUAUUGGUGAUAGCUACUGCAUUAACUAAUACCCUGAUGGACCAAUAAUAUAUACACAUUAAACUUGAUGGCGGUGGGUAUGCACAAAUUAUUAAAAUGUCUCAUAUUGCUUAAACCACUGAGCUAGCUUUUUAUUACUGCAGUACUUGAGUACAGUAAUAUAAUUGCUUAAUGUUAAUUUACUUUUUCUUCCCCAAAAAACAGUAUUUGGAGAAUAUCUUUUGUUUGACAGUAAAUUAAGUAUCAUAUUAAGUACCAAAUGUUUUUUGUAGGUGAAAAAGCCAAAGGUUUUCUCAAAUGUUAUUUAUUUUAUUAUAUGAUGUUUAGCAAACCAAAGAUGCUUUAUAAAAAUGUCUUCAUUUGAUAAGUUUCUGUCCCUUUGUCAAGAGUAGACAAAGUUACUGAGGUAAUUAGUGUUUAAAAACUGGAAAAAAUGUAAUCAGAAACUAUUGCUUUGCCUUACAUUAAAUGUUGAAUACAUGA
Homarus americanus (American lobster) is the source of this 9521-nucleotide messenger RNA. Its product is annotated as dynactin subunit 1-like. The record is from RefSeq and is a predicted model, not a curated record. Gene Ontology annotation, cellular component: axon; kinetochore; spindle pole. Bases 139 to 4635 code for a protein of 1498 amino acids. The transcript has 29 exons. Gene Ontology annotation, biological process: establishment of mitotic spindle orientation; nuclear migration. Lineage: Eukaryota; Metazoa; Arthropoda; Malacostraca; Decapoda; Nephropidae.